UUCGAGGAAAGUUGAAAGUUCUUUACGGACGAAAGUGAACGGGUUCACAGUGUAGAAGGUGGAAAGGUUUCUAACGUCGCGUCUAAGCGAAACGAUCGAACGAGGAUUUCGCGUGGUACGGUGGACGCUUCGCGGAUCGCGUGGGCGUCCUGCCUUCCGAGUCUCCUGGCCCACGCUCUUCACGAGACUUUAUAUACGCGUUCUCCUCGAUUGCUACGUUCCCCGAUAACAUGAUCGUUAGCGUACCACGUUAUUGGAGAUCCAUAAUGAUUCAGCUGUUACCAGCCCGAUGUUUUCCAAAUUAAACGCUGAAUCGAGCGUUUACGGCACCGUCGCACAGUGGUCGAUUUCAUGAAUCUAAGUGGACAAAAAGACCAGGCAAGCGGGGAAAGUGGAGGGACAAUAACUUGCGCCGGUUGCCUCAAUGCCAUUGACGAGGAUGAGUUCAUCCAGGCUCUAAACCAGAUAUGGCACAUCGACUGUUUUCGGUGUUCGGCGUGUGAUGUUGGUCUCUCAUCGUGGUACUUUGAGAAGGAUGGCUUACUUUUUUGCAAGGAUGAUUACUGGGCUGCUUACGGGGAAGCUUGCCAAGGUUGCGGCCAAAUCAUCACAGGUCCUGUUAUGUUGGCAGGAGAUCACAAAUUUCAUCCAGAAUGUUUUGCCUGCAAUUCUUGUGGAGCUUUCAUUGGAGAUGGAGAGAGUUACGCUUUGGUCGAAAGAUCCAAACUCUAUUGUGGAUGUUGUUACAAGAGGCAAAUGCAACCGAUCAAUAGGACAGCUAAUUGUCCAUUCGCCAGAAAACCGCACAGCAUCAGACUAGUGGAAAUACCCCCAAACAGUUCUGAUCCGGAGAAGCAGAGGGGAAUAAAACUGACAUUAGACACAACUCCUAGUCCUCGAAAUUGUGGAGCUUUGCUUCGUAUAUCAGAGUUAAUGAGAAAUGUUCGUGGAAAGAUCAGUAAGCUGCUGGCCUCUGUGAUGGAGGUUCUAUUUAGGCUAUGCUGCCACUUCUCUAAUCAUAGACUGAAUGUAUCCAGUGAUCUCAUAUCUUUACACAUUGGGGAUCGAAUACUUGAAGUGAACGGUACUCCGGUAAAGGAUCAGCCCAUAGAAAGUAUAGAAAACCUUAUACAGUAUUCAGAUACAGUUCUACAGUUGACCAUCGAGCAUGAUCCGGAUGCAGUGUCACGAAGACCAACCUAUUCUUCACCGUCUGCGGCAAUGUUGACGUCGAUUGGAAGUCCAAGAACCAGUUCGGAAAGUAAAGAACGGUUAUUCAAACGGCGAGAUGAAGGAUACAUCAGCGGAACACGCAGCAGACAACUCAGGAGGACGCGAGAUCCUAUGCACAAGGAACGCAGCAGUUCCAUGUCGCGACUGCUCGACGGGUCUUCGGCAAAUCCCACAUGCGACUUGAGUAGGACAAGGUCCUUUCGGGUCGAGCCAAAGAACCAAAGGAUAUUUCGUGCCAGUGAUUUAGUAAAAGGUGAACUCCUAGGUACAGGGUUCUUUGGUCAAGUGUUUAAGGUUACACACAGGGACACGAACGAAGUUAUGGUGCUCAAGGAAUUGUACAGAGUCGACGAGGAAGCUCAGAAAAACUUCUUGAAGGAGGUGGCCGUGCUGCGUUCCUUACAUCACAACAACGUUCUCCGAUUCAUCGGAGUUCUGUACAAGGACAAAAAGCUUCAUUUGGUUACGGAAUACAUAGCGGGUGGAACGUUACGAGCUCUGCUUCACGAUACAAACGAAAUCUUGCCGUGGGAACAGCGAACGUCCUUCGCGAGAGACAUUGCCUCUGGUAUGGCUUACCUACAUUCCAUGAAUAUAAUUCACCGCGACUUGAAUUCGCACAACUGUUUAGUGCGCGAGGAUAAGACUGUGGUCGUUGCUGAUUUCGGUCUGGCAAGGAUAAUACAGAACGGCAAUUCUCCGGAUAACCGUAAAUAUAGUAGACAUUCCGACGGGGAAGCGAAAACAUCGAAAAAGGAGCGAAAGAAGAGGUACACAGUGGUGGGAAAUCCGUAUUGGAUGGCUCCCGAGAUGAUGAAGGGCAACAAGUACGACGAGAAGGUCGAUAUAUUCAGUUUCGGUAUCGUCGUGUGCGAAAUUAUAGGACGAGUUCAAGCCGACCCUGAUUAUUUGCCGAGAUCCUCGGACUUCGGUCUGAACCAGAACGUUUUCAAAGAGAAAUUCUGUUCGAACUGCCCGGAAACUUUCUAUAGGAUAGCCUUUCUCUGUUGCGAUUUGAAUCCCGACAAAAGGCCGCCGUUCGAACUGAUGAAGGUUUGGCUGGAGAAAUUGGCGAUGCAUCUGGCGGUGGGCGCCGAGUUACCGUCAGACCUGGAGUUUGAUAUUAGGAACUAUAUCGGGUCCAGCACAAGUACCAGCGAGUCGACGACCCCGGACGCCCUCGCGCCGCAAUUGAAACCCAUAAAGGAGGGGCAGGUUCACCAGGAGAAGAAACGGUGCAGCGGCUGCGACGACAGCACCCUCGAACGCGAGGAGUCCGUUCAAAGUGGUAACACGUUACAAGUGCCUGAUGUGAUCGGUUCGAAGGGAAGGUAUACGAGGCAGAACAGUAAAACGAACGAGUCGCCUGGGAACGCGGGUCGAUAUUCGCGUCAGAAUUCCAGGUCCAAAGAUACCAGCGAGAAGCCUGACGUAAUUAUCUCUCCCGAAACUAGCGGGUUCGCCGGCUGUUUCGCCAGGCAGAGGUCGAAUGAAUCAUCGCCCCGGCUUUCGAACGACAAAGACGGUUGCGUCAAGCAAAACGAUCAAACCGAGUGUAACUUGAAGCGAAUAGCCACGAUCGAGAAAAUCAGGUACGUGGGCAGAGCCAGUCCGUGCUCGUUAUCGGACAGUCCUGAAUACAUUAUCGAUAAUAAAUGCUCGUACAAGGUUAACAAUAUUAACAGCAAGUCGGAGAAACCCAACGACUAUCAUCUGGGAUGCCACGCCAGAACGAAGUUGGAGAGCAAAUUCAAAAUACCGGACGCGAAUUCUGUUGGCUCGUAUCUGAGGCAUAUCGGCAAAUCUAUGACUGCCACGGAGAAGGAUAAUAAAGUGGAAAGUCAGAAUGACAGUGACUCGAAGAAGGUCAACAACGAAAGCGCGAAAUCGGUUGGUUCCUACCUGAGAAGGACAAAGAUUUCGCCGACAAAAGAGACACCAAAGAGCGCAUUCUCACCGCAAAAUAAUCAAUCCGAAGCUGGUACUUCGUUGCAAUCAAAAGUAACUGUAAGCGCAGGGGAAACGAACGAGAAUGAGCCGGGGAACGAGAGGAGGGUGAUCAGGCAGGACAGCAACGUCUCCGACAUUGGGAGCAUUCUGUCCAGGCAAGGGAGUCUGACAGUAUUAGACUGCUCGGCGAAGUACAAGGACAUAGCGUACAAAGAGUAUUCUCCGUUUAAUACCUUGCAGAAGGAAGAUCUCCGAAAGAACGUCAAUCUUCAUUACACGGAUAGUCUUUACUCGAACACGAGUCUCUCGAAGAAUGAGGAUUUCCUUAUAUACAACACAGAGAACGAGACUAACGCCGAGAAGAAAAAAGACUGCGUCGCGUCCAUCCAAGACUCCGGUAAGCUAGAGUCUGAUUCUAAGAAGUCUGUGUACGACAGCAAGAUGCCCAACUCGUUGGCGGAUUACAGCGGAUGUUACAAGAACGUGGAUCUCUGUAGACAGGACAGUUUCGGUUCCGACAGCGCGGUGGGCACCAUGAGGAGUGAUUUCUUCGCGGACCUAGACUUCGGUCAGUUGAGGGACGGUAGGCAUACACCGGAUCUGUGUCACACACCUGACCGGUGUUGCACACCGAACCGGGCAACGUCGCCGAUCGAGAGCACAGCCUUGUGAGACGUCGGGAUUGACAGAGCACCGGAGUAACGUACUAUCUUUAUAACAAGACAAAAAAAGGAAACGAAUCUCACCCUACUAAUUUGAUCUCUGUGAGCUAGCAGUUUAACUCUUUUCUAGAACUGGUAGGAUAACUCGUUUAGGUUUUAACUGUCGUAACCCCGAGAAACCAUAUGGGCCGUUCAAGUGUCGUAUUCCUCCUGGAAAAUGUCGCCGGCAUCGCGCGAGAACGCUCGGACGAAACAAGUAUUAUUAACAAUUUGACGUCCAGUAUUAGUGAAUCUUACUGCUAUUGGUUUCUAUGGUCUUCAAAGUAUUUUCGAUACUACGUGUAUGUCAGUGGUGCAUUCCUGCAUAAUCUUGCCUGGCGGUUUUCUACGAGCGCGAGUCGAUUGUAAUUUAUAAGACUAACGAAAGCAUUCCAUCCAGAAUUCUAUCUGAUGCGUUCGAGAUCGGUAGAACUAAAACGCGUGCUUAGAGAAAUAUGGUCUAAGAGAGAGAGAAAGAGAGAGAGAGAGGGAGAAAACUCACCUGUUUCUCCCAUUUUCGGAAGUACGGGAUUAUACUUUAAAGUUGUAAACAUUCUGUAGAGUCACUUUGUAGAGUAGAAUGUAAAGAAAGAACGAUAUCUUUUAUUGGGUACAUAUGUACAUCGUGCUGUAAAAUAUUCUCCACAUAUACGAUGGUGGUGUGCAUGUACAGAUGAUCGACAUGUAUAAAACAGGAAUCGAGACACGUCAAUUAUAUCUUUGUUACCCGUCUCGACGAUGAAACUCUAUGCCAAUUUGAUAUUGAUUAUCUCCGUUCGUUCCGAAGGAUUUCGACGUUGCGCGUUAUACUCAUUGUUCUUAUUUAUUUCAUCGGAGACACACCGGAUACUCGCAUUUUGCCGUAGCAAAGAUAUAAGGGAUGCUAAAGAUUAUAUAGUAUCAUGUGUAUAAUACGAAGAAUGUACAUAUAAUUUUGUAUAUAUACUCCAACGAUUCGUCACGUUCAAAACACUGUUUACAAAACAUAUAUUUAACAGGAAAAAAAAGAAGCUUUAUAUUGAUAACCUAGAGACGGAAGUUCUUUUGAUACUAUUAAACGAAAACAUUGUACUUCUAUUCUAAUCGUAAGCGAAAAUGUUCCCUAAUUUUAUCGAAAAUAGAAUGGAAAGCGAGAUGCAGCAUUUAAGCUAUAGUUUACAGUUGAAUUAAUGAUUCUUCUGCUGAGAGCAAGAGAGAAUGAGCGAGAGAGUGAGAGAGCGAGAGAGAGAUAUUAUAUAUAUAUAUAUAAGAUAAAUUUGUUUUUAUACCAAGUAUUUAUAAAAGAAUCUUUGGCAAUUUGCGUUGCAUGCGUUCGAAAGCAACUAUCGUUUACUUUCGUUAAUCGUGUUUUCAUUGCUACUCAACGAUUCUUUUAAUUUCACUUUUUAAUCGGUGCGUUCGUAAACAUUCGGAGUUUAUUUUCUU
This is a messenger RNA of Nomia melanderi (Alkali bee), 5309 nucleotides long. RefSeq names its product LIM domain kinase 1 (gene LIMK1). Gene Ontology annotation, biological process: protein phosphorylation; actin cytoskeleton organization. Gene Ontology annotation, cellular component: cytoplasm; nucleus. Gene Ontology annotation, molecular function: protein binding; ATP binding; protein serine/threonine kinase activity. Lineage: Eukaryota; Metazoa; Arthropoda; Insecta; Hymenoptera; Halictidae. The record is from RefSeq and is a predicted model, not a curated record.